AGUCAAUCGCGAUCCGGCGAGCCGUGCGCGUAACGUGAGCGCCCCGAAGAGGUUUCCGAGUCGACGAACUCUUUUGCGAAUAGGUUGAAGUCGAGUGCCAGUGCGGAUAUGGCGAUGGUUCUGCUGCGCCGGAGGGCCGUGUUCUUCGCCUUCCUGCUCGGAGCGGCCGGUUGCUUCGGCGAGAGGCUCGAGGAUCUGAUGAAAAACGAUCCGGAUAUAUCUGAGUUUUAUUCCUUCAUGGAGCCAUCAAAAAGCGCCAACUUUACACUGGAGAACAAACCUUGUACGAUUUUUGCACCAAUCAAUGCUGCUUUUCAAAAAUUGGGCGACUACAGGGGUGAAACAGAAUCGCUUAUCGCGUAUCAUAUGAUAACUCUGCCAAAGACAACCGACCAACUGGGAAGUUCAUACACUUCUCUUUCAACGGAUCUCUCAGGGAGUCCAAUAUGGAUCACACACAUAUCCGGGAGCUAUCACAAUGAUAUAUACGUCAAUAACGCAAGAAUAUUGGUCAGCCAAUCAAACAUCCAGAGUAACAAAAGGGAUUUCCAACAGGUCCUUCACAAAAUUGACGAAGUUUUGAUUCCAACUAUCACACCCAAAGGAGCCACUAACAAAGUAUACAACCCUACAGCAUGGGAUUUUUUGGAAAACUACGAUUCGAUUAUUUCGAACAGCCAAACUCCUUUCAGAGUUAGGAAUUUCCGCCAGAAAGUUCAACAGAAGGGCAAACAGACAGUCUACUCGAAAGAAGGAGGACACACAUUCUUUAUUCCGGUCGACGAAGGAUUCGGGAACGACAGAGCCGCCUCGAUAGAUGAGAAGAUAAUUGAUGGGCACGUCAUCCCUGGGCAAGUGCUGUUUACGACGCCGACGAAAAAAGACGUUCCUUAUCAGACAUCGGCGAACGGAGAUAAUAACAUUCGUGUGGUGAUUUUGUUUACGCAAGAACAAAGAGGCAAUACCGUUGUUAAUUACGUUAAAAGCCACACCCUGUUCGGCGAUGGAACUCACACACCGGGUGUAGUUUUGGCGGAAAUCGUGAAACCCAACAUACCCGUGAAAAACGGAGUAAUUCAUCUUAUACAGAAGCCCUUAAUGGUAGUGGAUGGGUCCGUUAAAAAACUGUUAGAGGAACAUUUGGACUAUAUCUGCAACGUUGGCAAUGUUGCCAGGCACGACAACUUUCAUAUCCCUGAGUAUUUCCAGGAAUACGAUCCGGAAUAUUUCCAACGAUAUCCAGAAUACCUCACGAGCAUUCAAUAUCAGGAACAAGAUGGAAGAAUUCUCAGCAAUUUCUUCAACGCCAUCAAAGACGCUGGUCCUGCGGGAGAAGAGUUUCUAAGAACGUUAGACAAAGGUCACGACAUUACUCUGUUCGCUCCUUGCAAUAGAGCUCUCGAAGGCGAUUUAACUUUGAACGCCAUUCUGAGGGACACCCCUAGAUUUAUGGAUAUCCUCAAAAUGCACCUGGUCGUCGAUAACAGGCUUUACGUGGAUAAGAUUUGGCAAGAAAGUCAAAUUAGGCCUCUUCAAGUGAGUACGCUGAACAAAGGAAAAAAUCUGUACUUCAACGUUUUAUCGACGGACAUUAAUAGAACACUGUCAGUAGAAGGAGGUGGUGUUAAUGCCACGGUGAUCCAACCCGAUCUGGCCGCUACUAACGGGAUCAUUCACGUUAUAGACAGAGUUUUGGGAGUACCAUACAGUACUGUAUUGGAUAAACUGAGGACAGAUCCUAUGCUGAAAUCGUCAUACUACCUGGGAAAUUUGCAAGGCUUUAAUUAUCGAUUGAAUGACACGAGAAAGAGGUUCACGUAUUUCGUACCCCGUGAAAAGGCCUGGUACGAUGCUAGGGUGAGAUUGCCCACUGCUAUUAAGACGAUAUUCAUGAAGGAGUAUGCAUAUCACGCAACUUCGACACUUGAACGCCACUUGGUAAUCGCAUCAGAAUCGUACUCGAUGGAAAGAAUCAAGCAACUCUCUAACGAUACUAACACUUUAGGUACUUAUGGAAAACGCGAAGUUGAACUACCCACAGUUAGAGGAUCUUUAAAAUUAUAUGUCGAAGAACGACAAGAUAACAUUAAUCCAGAAUCUGGUAAUCCAUCAUUCGUCAUAAUAUGGAAAGGAGAAAAAAUUCCAGUUUUCCGUCCGAACGUCGAAUGUACGAACGGAAUCAUCCACGUAAUCGACGCUCCCUUCCUAAAGGAAAGUGAUAUCCAAGUAAGCUCCGCUUACGUCUUAGGGUCUAAUAUGGUGAUGAUGGCGCUUUCGAUAUACCUGCUUGUUUAAAAUCGAUGAUCGAUUUCGAAAUUUCGAAGAGCGUCGUACAGGGUUUCUGUAAAGAGUUGUUCGAACAAACGUGCAUUUAAUAUUAUAUACAGGGUGUUUUUUAAAAUUAUAAAAUCCUUGAUCUUUCUGUUCGCCGCUGAUUCUUGUAGGAGUUUAUUCAAGUCGGUAUUUUAAAGAUCACUAUGUGUAUAAAAUGAUGUAAAAAUUGAUUUAUUUCACCGUGCAUUUUUAUGGUUAAUCUUCUAUUACGACUCUUUAUACUAACUGAAUGCAUCUAUCAUAUUUUUUUGUAACGAAACAAUAAUGAAUAUUCACCGCCCUCUUUGUAAAAGCUUUACAUUUUUUGUCGUAUACAUUGUAAGAAAUUAAAUUGUCAUCCAUCUAGCUAGACCUAGAACCGUUACAAUCUUCUCACUUUAGUGAAAAAGUUGUAAAUAAUAUACACCAAAGUAUCUGAUACUAAAAAUUUGCCCGUUCAAGUGAAAACGCUACCAUCUUAAUUCGUUGAAUUUGGCAAAUUAUUGGAGUCCUAAUAAGUAGCGAAUUUGACUCAAGAAAUUGAAGCAUUUCAGAUACGUCGUACGAAAGUACGCAAUAGAGCUGGCAUUAAAUGGAAGCAUUGCACUGGGUGACUAAAAAUGAUCAAGACUAUUACAUAGAAGAGUCUCUUACUAUUCUCUUUUACCAACAUAUUUGGAAAAGUCGCAAUUAUUAAUAGUCAUCCGGUAGUUAAAAACAACUGUACUAUUGAAAUUAUUUGAACUUAAUUCUUAUGAUGUUUAAGAGGACACGGGACACAAGGGUAAUAAGAAAUAGCAGGUUGUUUUUGACUCUUCUUUGACCAGCAAAAUGAGAAAACUGGUCAGUUUCUUUUGAUGUUGGUGAUAAUCAUAAUUAGACAAUGCUAGGUUUUAUUUAGCAUUCCGUUUCAUUAGUUUGCUGCACUUUAAAAUGUAUGAGAAAGUAAUAAUUUAAAAUUGAAUAUAUACAAAUCAUUUAAGUAAAAUUACCAAAUUUAAUUAGUGUUAAUUAACUUUGUGUAUAUUCAAUUUGAAAUAAAAGCAAUGGUAACAAACAAGAAUAAAUCUUUUUGUUUAGAUAGUUUUUAAGAUGUACAUAAAUGUGUGGAUGUAUGUAUAUCUAUAAAUGUUAAUAUUUUUGACUUUUUAAUAUACAUAUUAUAUUAGGAUUAACGAUUAAAUUUAUGCUUUUUUAUAUAUUGCUAGUUUUUGGGCACUGAAAUGCUUCAUAUUUAUAAAUAAAAGGAUAGGCGAGAUAAUUGAUUGUGUGCUCAGAAAAUCAAAGUACAUUCGUAAGCAGUACUGAUGGGAAAAUGUUCCCGAAAUUAGUGUUUAUAAAAACAAAUCAAUUUUCUUGCAUGUUCUUUGAAGUAAUUACCAAAGACCCUAAAUAUAUUGAAACAGUUAGACUAGAAUUUGUAGCCUCUUUUUCUUUGUCCAUUUAAAUCCUCUGUUACUAAAACAGUUUUCACUUAAUAUUAAAAAACCAGCUGCAAAUUACAGUCUUUCUAGUAAUAUUAUAUUGUGUGUGUCAAAACAUUGAGUACUAGGUAAUACCAAAUUAAAUGUCUAUUAUAAGAACCUCGAAAUACCUAAAUUAAUGAAUGUAUUAAAUCAAUUUCGACUCGAAUGAGAAAAAUUCAAAUAUAUUCAUGUAUAAUAAAUUAAUAUAUCCAGAUACUUAACUUUGUUGGAUACAAUUGGAAAAAUGCUUCCAAUGACACACAUCUGAUACACACUAUAGUAGGUAUGUAAACGAUGAUAAUAAUUAUAAUAAUAAUGUUAAGACUAAAUAAAUAUCUUAUAAACACUAAAAUCAUUUGGAUAUCUGUUGAAAAGUAGUUAGAAAAUUCCUUCUACGGCAAUAUAUCGACAGACUGAAUCAUACAUGUCGGUAUAAUAAUGCAAAAAAAAUUAUUAAUGUUUUUUUGUUACAACCACUUUAAUGUCUAUGGAUUAAAUAAUUAUUAAAUGUUGCAAUACUAUUAAGAUAUAUAAGUAGUUUUGAUAUGCGACCAAGGAAUACGUACAUUUUUAUUUUAACUAACCAUUUUAAUAAAGAUGAAAUUAAAUAUUCAACAAAACAGCGCAGAUAAUAAAUUUUGGAGUCAUCGAAUAUAUGAUAAUUGAAGAAAAAACCAAAGAUCAUAAAACUGAAAAAAUUUAAACGUAUUCUUUGGUUCAAAACGCUCCUGAUGUAUGUAUGUUUGAUAUGGGUCCCAAAUGUACUGACACAAAUGAAAAGAGCUAUGAUAGAUGUCGAGAAAAAGCUUCAAAUUAGACAUAGACUUUCAUUGUGUGGAAUAAAAAUAAUGCACUGCCAAUUUUAUCUUAAAAAAUAUCUUGAUAGAGUAAUAAUUAUUUAGGUAUUUGCUAUAAUUUUUUUAAUUGUAAUGUAAAGGAGUUUUUGUGCAAUAUCAUUUUUUGUCAUUGUAAUUUCAAAUAUGCAGGUAUCCCAAAUUUUAUAAACAAAAUUAACAUCAACUGGCUAUUAUUUUAAUUUAAUUUAAAAGUAUUCCAUGCGGGCAAACUAACAUAGUAAAGACCUGCUUAUAUAUUUUUUUCAAAACACUUGAUUAAAUUCAUAUGUGAGACACAUUGAAAAGUGUGUAUAAGGGGACGCCAUGUAUAUCUUCUACACUUCUAAUCUUUAAUUUUUAAAAUUUUGCACUCGGUUAAUGCCUAGUAUCUUAAUUUUGACUAAUUUCCUAUUAUGUAAUGAGUUUCUUACAUGUAAAUAUAUCUAUUUUCAAUAAAACAUUCAGUGCUCUUGAA
This is a messenger RNA of Phyllotreta striolata, 5090 nucleotides long. NCBI's taxonomy places the organism in Eukaryota, Metazoa, Arthropoda, Insecta, Coleoptera, Chrysomelidae. The record is from the annotation of a GenBank genome assembly.